CCCUCUGCAGUCAGCUGAGCCAGCAGCCGAAGCCGAAGCCGAGGAGGAGGAGGAGGAGAAAGCAACGGGCUCAAGAGCCUUCGCAUUCCGGGAGGAGAAGCCAGGGAGACCCCGAAGAAGAAGCACCAUGGCCCCCGCUGGACUCAAAGCCGUCGUGGGAGAAAAAAUCAUGGCCGAUGUGAUAAAGAAGGUAAAGAAGAAGGGAGAAUGGAAGGUGUUGGUGGUGGAUCAGCUCAGCAUGCGCAUGCUCUCGUCCUGCUGUAAAAUGACCGACAUCAUGACCGAGGGGAUCACAAUUGUGGAAGACAUCAACAAGCGCCGAGAGCCGCUGCCCAGUCUGGAGGCUGUGUAUCUGAUCACUCCUUCCGAGAAGUCCGUGGAGUCUCUUAUGGCCGACUUCAAGGAGCCUCCCAAUGCCAAGUACAGAGCGGCCCACGUCUUCUUCACUGACUCCUGUCCUGAUUCCUUGUUCAACGAGCUGGUCAAGUCCCGCGCGGCCAAAGUCAUCAAGACCCUGACCGAAAUCAACAUUGCUUUUCUGCCCUAUGAGUCGCAGGUUUACUCCCUGGACUCAGGCGACUCUUUCCAAAGCUUUUACAGUCCUCACAAGGCUCAGAUGAAGAAUCCCAUCUUAGAGCGCCUGGCAGAGCAGAUUGCGACCCUCUGCGCCACCCUGAAGGAAUACCCAGCCGUUCGAUACAGAGGGGAUUACAAAGACAACGCCAUGUUGGCCCAGCUGAUCCAGGACAAACUGGACGCUUACAAAGCAGACGACCCCACGAUGGGUGAGGGUCCAGACAAAGCUCGCUCGCAGCUCAUCAUCUUGGACCGCGGCUUUGACCCAUCCUCCCCGGUGCUCCAUGAACUGACUUUCCAAGCCAUGAGCUAUGACCUCCUGCCCAUCGAAAACGACGUCUACAAGUAUGAGACCAGUGGCAUUGGAGAAGCUCGGGUCAAGGAGGUUCUGCUGGAUGAGGAUGAUGACCUCUGGGUUACUUUGCGCCACAAACACAUUGCCGAAGUGUCCCAGGAGGUCACUCGCUCUCUGAAAGAUUUCUCCUCCAGUAAAAGGAUGAGUACUGGUGAAAAAACCACCAUGAGGGACCUUUCCCAGAUGCUGAAGAAGAUGCCCCAGUAUCAGAAGGAGCUCAGCAAGUAUUCCACUCACCUUCACCUGGCCGAAGACUGCAUGAAACACUACCAAGGCACCGUUGACAAGCUUUGCCGAGUUGAACAGGACCUGGCCAUGGGCACCGAUGCCGAAGGGGAGAAGAUCAAGGAUCCCAUGAGAGCCAUUGUCCCCAUCCUUCUGGAUGCAAACGUCAGCACCUACGACAAGAUCCGUAUCAUCUUGCUCUAUGUCUUUCUCAAGAAUGGCAUCACUGAAGAAAAUCUCAACAAGCUCAUCCAGCAUGCCCAAAUCCCACCGGAGGAUAGUGAGAUCAUCACCAACAUGGCGCACCUUGGGAUACCCAUUAUUACAGAUUCCACCUUACGCCGCAGAAGCAAGCCGGAAAGGAAGGAGCGUAUCAGCGAGCAGACCUACCAGCUCUCCCGAUGGACCCCGGUAGUCAAAGAUAUUAUGGAGGAUGCCAUUGAGGAUAAACUGGACACCAAACACUACCCGUACAUCUCCACCCGAUCCUCAGCCUCCUUCAGCACUACAGCAGUCAGUGCCCGCUACGGCCACUGGCACAAGAACAAGGCCCCCGGGGAGUACCGCAGCGGUCCCCGCAUCAUCAUCUUCAUCCUGGGGGGCGUGAGCAUGAGCGAGAUGCGCUGCGCCUACGAAGUCACGCAAGCCAGCGGGAAGUGGGAGGUGCUAAUAGGUUCUACUCACAUUCUUAACCCCACCAAAUUUCUCAUGGAUCUGAGGCACCCCGACUUCAGGGAUUCCACUAGGGUAUCUUUUGAGGAGCAGGCUCCAACAAUGGAAUGAGAGCCAAAGAGAGCAAAUAAAAAAGAUCCACUCAUGUUCUCACCCCACAGAAACUGCUGGAUACGUUGAAGAAACUGAAUAAAACGGAGGAAGACAGCAGUAGUUAAAGGAAUCCACCCGUUUGUCCUUCUCUCCUCCAUUUCCCGAUCCCUCUGCAUCCGCUCACACAAAAUGCAACGACUUCUGGUCGACGUAUCCCAGUUUCCCCGUCGUUGCGCUCCCGGUCCUCUCGACUUGUGUUUCGGUGAACUUUCCUUUCCCUGUCAUCCUCCCUCCCUUUCCAUUUGAAGCUAAAGUAAAUAAGACAGGAACAAACAAACAAACAAAAAAUAAUCAAUAUGCAUUGUGUCUAAAGGUUACAAAAAGAGAAAGAAAAGAAAAGAAUAAUAUAUUCUAUAGUAUAAAUAUUAUCUCCGUAUGUAUUCCGAUGAAAUAAAACCGCCAACAACCGAAACCCCGUUCCCGACGAAUCCAUCGCUCCAUCCGUGUGGCAAAGACGACGACGAUAAUUAUUUUUUGAAUAAUGUAUUUUUCAAUCCUUGAUUUGUGUUCUUCCUUCUCUCUCUUUUUGCCUGGAUGGGUGAAUGCUCGUGACCUUAUUUAUGGCUAUGUGAUCCUCGUUCCCGAAAACCUCAGAUGCAAACUGUGAAUGUUCUCUGCGUUUGGAAACCGCUUGCAUUUUGGACCUAAAUGUAAUAAUCUCAUCUCCUCCCUUUUCCAACCUACCCUUUCGCGCUGCUGUCGUUGGGAUUGUCGUCUUGGGGUUUAUUUAUUUGUGUAGGUUGUGGGCUUACAGGAAGGCUUUGAACCCAAAGUUUCUCUCCUCGCUUUCAUUUAAAAGGCUGUGACGUUUGCAAUGCUGGCAUGCCUGGAUCCUCCCUAAACUCGCCCGACAAAGAAAUAAAUACAUUCCCCUCCCA
Anolis carolinensis (green anole) is the source of this 2859-nucleotide messenger RNA. RefSeq names its product syntaxin binding protein 1 (gene stxbp1). Gene Ontology annotation, cellular component: secretory granule; plasma membrane. Gene Ontology annotation, biological process: intracellular protein transport; neurotransmitter secretion; vesicle-mediated transport. Gene Ontology annotation, molecular function: syntaxin-1 binding. The record is from RefSeq and is a predicted model, not a curated record. Lineage: Eukaryota; Metazoa; Chordata; Lepidosauria; Squamata; Anolidae. The transcript has 20 exons. The coding region runs from base 128 to 1939 and encodes 603 amino acids.